Messenger RNA from Plodia interpunctella (Indianmeal moth), 2080 nucleotides. Its product is annotated as peroxisomal N(1)-acetyl-spermine/spermidine oxidase-like. The record is from RefSeq and is a predicted model, not a curated record. The transcript has 7 exons. Gene Ontology annotation, molecular function: polyamine oxidase activity. NCBI's taxonomy places the organism in Eukaryota, Metazoa, Arthropoda, Insecta, Lepidoptera, Pyralidae. The coding region runs from base 261 to 1661 and encodes 466 amino acids.
UCAAAAAAGGAACUGACUUCAAGGAAUGGACUAUCUACCUUCAAUUAUAUUUGAUUGUGUGAUUUGGGUUAGAUUUUACAAAAAUUACAAAAUAUUAUGCAAUUCGGAAAGCGAAAAUCUGAUAAGGUAGAUACCUAAAUAAUUGCAAACUUAAAUAAUAAUAUAAUCCCAACAAUAAUUUAUAAAGUAUCAAUAUCUAUUUUAAAAAAUACAUAUAAGUAAACCGAUUGUGUUAUUGCUUAGUGGACAUUCGUCAACUAAUGGACGUGGUGGUGAUAGGCUGCGGCGCGUCGGGCGUCGCGGCGUUGCGGCGACUCCAUGACGCCGGUCUGAAGGUGCUUGGAUUAGAAGCCGGAUCUAGAAUCGGUGGUAGAAUAUGCACAGUCCCGUUUGGAGCGAACAAUGUUGACAUUGGGGCUGCCUGGUGUCACGGCGAAAAAGACAACAAAGUCUUCGAGCUUGCGGAUCCCCUAGGGCUGAUCGGACGACCAGAAACACCCCUUAAAAAUAUAUACGUCUUAUCCAACGGAGACAUCCUUGACACUGCAAAAGGGGUCACUCUGGCGCAGGCCAUCGCUGACGAAGUGUAUAAGGCUGACAAGGACAACACGACUUCCAUUUCUGAAUGUGUGAGGACCGCAGCAACAACGAAUGACAUCCUAAAACAAAACCGGAAUCUAGCAGGACCUUUUAUUGAGUGGUUCGAACGCAACAACCACUUAGGGGGUCAAACCGACCCCCGGAAGGGGAAAUCUCUGAAGGGAUUGAAGGAGAACUGGCCUUGCGAGGGGGAAGUUUGGCUCGAUUGGAAGGGGAGGGGGUACAAAACUAUUAUAGACGUUUUAUUGAAUAAAUACCCCGACCCUUCAAAGGAGAUUCCAGUGCAGAUUCUGCUAAACAAGGAGGUGGAAAGCAUACGUUGGGGUAGUUCCCAGACCGGGCUGGACCCGAGUAAUCCCCUGGUGCAAGUCAAGUGUAAGGAUGGCAGCUUGUAUGCCGCCAAGAGUGUCAUCGUCACUGUGUCCAUUGGGGUCCUUAAAGAAAGACACCAAACGCUGUUCAACCCCCCUUUACCUGCCGAGAAAAUAAAUUGCAUAAACAACCUCCAAUUAUGCCUUUUGAACAAAAUAUACAUAGAAUUCGAAAAACCCUGGUAUCCAAAGCGGGCUUACCACACAAUUUUAUGGCGAGACGAAGACAAGGCAAAGUUUUCGAGCGACGAGAAAUGGAUCACUGAAAUAUUUGGGUUGUGGACAGUGGAACACCAGCCUAAUGUUAUGCUGGCUUGGUUGUAUGGGAAUGGGGCAGAGAUGAUGGAAAAAGUUAGUUUGGGAGGAGUAGAGGAGGGGGUCAAGAAAUUACUGAGUGUCGUUUUUAAACAGUUUGACGUGACGAAUGUGAAGUCUAUUGUGAGAUCACAAUGGGCUUCUAAUCCACUGGCGCGCGGUGCGUAUUCCUACCGGAGUGUGGUGACGGAAGAAAAUGGAGGGAGUGCGGAAAUCCUCAGCGAACCUCUAUAUAGGGGGAAUCAGUUUCCAGUGGUGUGCUUCGCGGGGGAAGCGACGUCGCAUCGCCGGCACAAUGCUGUGCAUGGAGCACUGGACGCCGGCUUUAGGGAGGCUGAUCGACUCCUACAAAGUUUUAAGGAAUACCGGCAUUAAUGUAACUUCGGAUGUAAAUCUUGUUUUAAAUCUUUUGAACAUUAAAAAAUUUUCAGGGAUUGAACCAUGAAGGCAUGGUCUCGAUAAUACAGUGGUUAAGAGCAUGGGCGUCGUUUUAAUUAUGUCGUAAAUAUUAUUAUUUUUACGCAUUAGGUAUGUACAAAGUUCAGUAAAAUAUUUUUGUACGUAUACCUACCAAGGGGCUUACCAUCAUCUCUUAACGCGAUCCACUUUACGUCCUAAACUGAUCUGCAUCGCAAAUUCGUACCAUCGACUUAAUAUUUAGUACGAAUGCGAUUCAUCAUUGAACUGAGUUGCAUUGGAAUCGUUCUGUAAAAGUUGGUGGUAGGCCUGCAGGUUUAUGGUGAUUAAUAUUUUGUAUUUUAUUACACAAAAUAAAGUAUUUAUAUUAUGAGUAA